Messenger RNA from Lathyrus oleraceus (garden pea), 1411 nucleotides. RefSeq lists its product as uncharacterized. The coding region runs from base 64 to 1227 and encodes 387 amino acids. NCBI's taxonomy places the organism in Eukaryota, Viridiplantae, Streptophyta, Magnoliopsida, Fabales, Fabaceae. The transcript has 6 exons. The record is from RefSeq and is a predicted model, not a curated record.
AAUCAUUAUAAUCACUAAAAAGUAGUUUCACUCAAAAUUGUUGUUUCAUUCUCAUUUCAAAGCAUGAGUAACAAUCAAGCAAAUGGUGUUUAUGGCCACGAGCUGGCUUACCUGCUUAGAGAUAAUAUCAAUAACAAAGUAAAAGGCUUUAAAUCGAUGUGUCGUAAAAUGGUUAGAACAAAUGCGGAAAUCAUGCCAGUUUAUGAAUCGACAAGCCGUCGCAGGAAGUUUCGAACAACAUUAUUAUUGAAAAAGAAAAUAUUUUCUUUUUCAUUUCCUACAAAUUUUGACGUUACAUGUUUUUCGGGAAUAGAUAACAUGUUGUCUAAUCUUAAAAGUUGGGAAGUACAAUGUCGAAAAAGGAGUUCAAAAAUAUGUGAUACGUACUAUGUUCACGCUUCUAUCAAUGGUGGUAGAAAAUUGCGAUCUGUUACGCAAGUUGUGAAUAACUUACUUCCUGAAGGAUAUGCUAAGUUGAAGACAAGAAAAAGGAAAAAAAAGGAUGGUGAGCAUAAUGGUGAAGAAAAUAAUUUUGAAAUUGAGGCUAAUGAAAACAACAUUCCUCAAAUAAGGGUUGAUGAUUUACUUCCUCCUAGUCUUUCUGUACCUAGGAAGAAACGAAAUUACAAAAGGAAGGUUCAAAAAAGAAAUCAUGUUGAAUUGGAGAAGAAUAUUGCUCUGGGAUAUCCUCAAGAGGUUCUUGAUAACAAAGAGAAUAAUGUUGAGGCUGAAAAUGUUGUAUGUCCUUUACAACACGAGGACAAAGAAAACAACAUUGAAGUUGGUAAUAUUUUGUGUCCAGCAGAAAUUAAGGACAAAGUGGACAAUCAUGUAGAUGAAAAUGUUUCUUUUCCAACAACUGAGGAAAAAGAAAACAAUUUUGAAGUAGGAAAUGAUGUGUUUUCUGAAGAGACGAAGAACACAGAGAACAAUUCUGAAGCAGGAAAUGCUUUUUGUCCUCAAAAUAUGGAGGGAAAAGAGAACAAUAUGAAUGUGGGAGAUGUUUCAAUAGAAGCAUUGUUAUAUCCACAAGAAGGCUCUGACAAAGUUUCGCUAAAUUUUUCGGAAGUGCAAGCCAGUGUUCCUAUCAAUGAAGGAGUAUUACCAAACAUGUUGAAAGAUUAUGACGUUUCAAGUGAUUGGGGAAUUAAUAACUAUGAAGUCUUACCUGAGAUUACAGAAGACUUCUCUGAGUAUGAUGAUUUGAUUGCAAGCUUUCUCAACUAAUUUAUAUUUUUUGUUAGAUUUUAAAUAAUCAGCCAUUACAAACUAAUAAUUGUAUUUGGCAUUAUGGAUGUGAUUUCAUCGAUCCUUUUUAAAUUAUCAUUUAUAGUUUUUGAGCAUGAGACAUUUGAUAAUAUAUAAAUUGUUCUAUAGUCUAAGAGGAGAUGCACCUCCACUUUUUUAUUAU